GGGGGUUCCUCGGCAGGUGGAGCCCGGCACAGGCGGGUGGGCGGCCAAGCGAGGUGGCCGUGGCCGGGAAGGAGCCCGAGCGGAGCCGCCGCCCCGCGCUUCUGCUUUCCGGGAGCCCUGAAAGCCCUCAAGGCGUAGCUGACGGUGGUCUUCAGGCCCCCCUUCCCCUCCCUCUGGAGACCCUCUUGGGCUGCACAGUCUUGGCCCGGCUGCUUCUCUCUUCCCGGCACUUUUUCAAUGAAACCCUGGCCGACCCCUCGCAAUAAGCAGCACGGGGGCCGGAGGGGGGCUUCCCCUUCCCCGGAAUAGCGUGGCUGGGGCCUCGGGCCGCCUCCUUUUCUAGCCUCCCCCUCCUCUCCUCCCCCAGGUAGGCAGUUCACACAACCAGCGUGUCGGCCCCUCCCCCGCCAUAGUUCUCUCUCUCUCUCUCUCCUGGUAGCAGACAAUACUUGGGGAGCCACCUGGCUCCUUGCCAGCCCCUCCCUUGGGCCUGCUCUUCCGCCCUGCCUGGUGGGGCAAAGCUGAAGGUGCCUUGGUGUUGUGCCCUUCAUGCUGCUCUCAAGACUCUGACGUGGAGCACAUCUGGGCCUGGGCAUGUUCUCCUCAUAACCAGGUGAAAAAAUGCUCCAGUGAACCUGGAAUUGAUGCAAGUAGACUUGUGAUGCGUGUCUCUUUAACGGCCACAAUUGGGAUUGGCAAUUCCAUUGCUAAGCAAUGUGGUGGCUAAGCAAGACAUCACUUGACCACAACUUGUGAUUUUUCCAAUUCGGUGUCUUUGCAUGCCAGAAGCCUGUUGCCAGAUGGCGAUCGUGUGACCCUGGGAUGCUGUGUUGGUCAUAAAUGCAAGGACCGGUUGUCAAGUUCCAUCUUCUGUGAUGUCUCAACUUCAGAUGGUCACUUAACAGUCAACGUCACAGUGAGAACCACACGUUAUUUGGCAGUUGUGAUUCUCCGGGGUGCUGCAGCUCAGCUGGAUGGUGCAAGGCAUGGAACGUUUUGCCAGCUCCGGGACCCAGACGGAGGCAGUGGUGGUGCUGUCGCUGGCCCAAGCCGCUGUCCUGGGUCUGGUAUCCGAAAAUGAGUUCCUGGGAGGCACGGUCAAUCCAGACAGCAUUUUCUCCAGUUUGGCAGGAAAACUGGAUGACGACGCAGCAGCCGCUGAACUGAAAAAGCCCGAAGGCAGCAGCCCGGCUGGCCCGUCCCAGGGAGAGCCCCUUGAGGAAGAGGAGGGGCCCGAGGCAGAAGCCUCCUUUGGGAAACAGGCCCGGAGGAGGAAGCGGCCCCCUGUGCGCCUGGUGCCGAAGGUUAAGCACGAGAGGGGCGAGAUGGAGGAGGAGGAGGAGGAGGAGGAGGGGAGCCCCGAAGUGCCUGCCGGUGGCCCUGAAGAGCAGGGGGAGAGCGGCAACCUGGAGGAGCCGUGUUCUGAGCCAACCAGGCAGAGCGGCACCGGCAGGAUGGCAAGCCUCAGCCCCUUCAACAGGCGGUCUCAGCCCCCGCGAAGGCCCCCGCAGCAAGAGCACUCCUUGGCGCCUUAUGAGGAAAGGUUUCCCAGCCCACCCCAAGCUGGCCUGGACAGGGCAGAAGCCUUUCCCAGCGGCUGCAGUUUCCCGCCGGGCCUGCCGUCCCUGAGUGGCCUAGAGAACCAGCUGCCGGCCUCUCCCCCAGAGCAAGGCAAGAGUGGGGCGGGCUUUGCCUGGCAGGAGCCCCUGGACUUUGAGGCAGAGGUCCCUGGCGAGCACAGCAAGAAGGUGCACAUGGACCGCCUGGACAUCAAUGUCCAGAUUGACGACUCCUACCUGGUAGAGAAACGUUGGCAGUGCCGCCUGUGCGAGAAGUCCUAUACUUCCAAGUACAACCUGGUGACCCACAUCCUGGGGCACAACGGCAUCAAGCCGCACUCCUGCCCGCACUGCAGCAAGCUCUUCAAACAGCCCAGCCACCUGCAGACCCACCUGCUCACCCACCAGGGCACACGGCCCCACAAGUGCCAGGUGUGCCACAAGGCCUUCACCCAGACUAGCCACCUCAAGCGCCACAUGCUGCUGCACUCGGAUGUCAAGCCCUACAGCUGCCGCUUUUGUGGCCGUGGCUUCGCCUACCCCAGCGAGCUCAAGGCCCACGAGGGAAAGCACGAGAGCGGCCGCUGCCACGUGUGUGUGGAAUGUGGCCUGGACUUCUCCACUCUCACCCAGCUCAAGCGCCACCUGGCCACACACCAGGGGCCCACGCUGUACCCCUGUCCCGAGUGCAACAAGUCCUUCCAUUACCGCAGCCAGCUGCAGAACCACACCCUCAAGCACCAGAACGUGCGGCCCUUUGUCUGCACCGAGUGCGGCAUGGAGUUCAGCCAGAUCCACCACCUCAAGCAGCACUCACUCACCCACAAGGGCGUGAAGGAGUUCAAGUGCGAAGUGUGUGGGCGAGAGUUCACGCUGCAGGCCAACAUGAAGCGGCACAUGUUGAUCCACACCAGCGUGCGCCCCUAUCAGUGCCACAUCUGCUUCAAGACCUUUGUGCAGAAGCAGACCCUCAAGACCCACAUGAUCGUGCAUUCACCUGUCAAGCCCUUCAAGUGCAAGGUGUGUGGGAAGUCCUUCAAUCGCAUGUACAACCUCCUGGGCCACAUGCAUCUGCAUGCCGGCAGCAAGCCCUUCAAGUGCCCUUACUGCUCCAGCAAGUUCAACCUGAAGGGGAACCUCAGUCGGCACAUGAAAGUCAAGCAUGGCGUGAUGGACCUCAACCUGGACAGCCAAGACCCAAUGCUGGAGUUGGCAGGCACCAAUCCCUCAGAACUGGACGGGCAGCAGGAGAUGGACGACUACGAGGAAAACGCGUAUGACUACGGGGCAGUGGGGAACGCAAGCGGUGGGUCUGCCUUGGCAGAACAGACCAUGAAGGAGAUCGCCUACUAUAACAUGCUAUAGUUGGAAUGGGAAGGGCCUGGUGAAGGGGGGAGGAGGGGUUCCCCCCCCCCCCAAAGCAGGGCUUGGCCUGCACAGAACAGGAGAGCACAGGGAGGACCGUGCUGGACCUGCAGCUCUUGCUCCAUGACAGCCUCUGGGGCCCUCCCAGCCGCCUCUUGACCAGGUGUGGCUCUGCUGGAUGGUGAUCCGUAGCUGGGGCACCAGCCUUGCAGGACUCCACUUGCCUUACUCUACCUCCCACACCUGGCCAGGGCAACCCUGAAGACCCACUCUGACAGUCCUGGCUGAAGCAACUGGGGGACGGGGGGGCGUUCUUGGAGGCUAAGCAGAUCACCAUGCCUGCUUCUGGACCGGACCGCAAGUGCUCACCUCCCAGCCGUCUUGUAAUCUACCUCUGCCCUGAACUCUGAAAGAGCAGCCUGGGUCGGAAAGCCUCCCCUGAUGUGGUGGACUCCAAAGCGCCCCCCCAGAACAGUCAAGGCCCGCCCUGCACAGUCUGUGGCCGCCAUGUUCUACUCCUGGGGCGUUGCCCCUUUUGUGCAUAGAGCUACUGUGUUUAUUUUCCAGUUCUGAAGAAGUUCAGCAAUAAAUGAAUAUUGUUUGGCAGA
Messenger RNA from Ahaetulla prasina, 3532 nucleotides. It is a transcript of the gene ZNF710, whose product is annotated as zinc finger protein 710. Gene Ontology annotation, cellular component: nucleus. The record is from RefSeq and is a predicted model, not a curated record. NCBI's taxonomy places the organism in Eukaryota, Metazoa, Chordata, Lepidosauria, Squamata, Colubridae. The transcript is spliced from 5 exons. Gene Ontology annotation, biological process: regulation of transcription by RNA polymerase II. The coding region runs from base 975 to 2924 and encodes 649 amino acids. Gene Ontology annotation, molecular function: RNA polymerase II cis-regulatory region sequence-specific DNA binding; DNA-binding transcription factor activity, RNA polymerase II-specific.